Molecule: messenger RNA, 645 nt
Organism: Capsicum annuum
Lineage: Eukaryota; Viridiplantae; Streptophyta; Magnoliopsida; Solanales; Solanaceae
Exons: 4
Coding region: 122-433 (103 amino acids)
Source: RefSeq, a predicted model, not a curated record
UUCAAAUCAGUGGGUUAUUUUGGAGAGUGAGGUCCCUUCUCUUGUGGCCUUUUCAUCUUCUCCAGCUUUUUAUGUAAUCUUCAGAACUGCUCGCCGUCGAUAUGAUCUCCAUGGCGCUUUUAUGGUGUUCCUGUUAUCAUUCUCUGUUUCUCCACCACUCAAGUUGAUAUUGCUUAUUCAGUUUCAAUUAUUCUCUCCCAUUUGCUAUGUUGCUGACAUUACCAUCAGGUUCCUCAUGAGUACUAUCUGGCACCUUUUCUUGAUUAUCUUGGCAAUGGAAAGAGCUAGCAACCCAUUCUCUAGUCGACAUCUCCCCUUCUUCUUUCCCUACUUGCUUAAUGAUUUGAGCCGAUUCCUUUGUGAAAGAGUCUUCUCGUCUUGGUACCCCGUGAUGGGAAAUCGCCUUCUUGUAGGGUUCCACCUUUGUGCUUGACCACGUCUUCCUUCACCGUAUCCCUUGUACAUGUUAGAUUCCUCCAUUUGUUCUUAUCAAUACUAUUACUGAGAACAUCUUACAUUUCAUUAUCACCAUAACCUUGGUUUGAUUCGGGAUGUAGAAUCCUACAUUCUUACUCAUUAUGACCUUGAAGCAUACACCUUUUACGAUAUUUGGGCAAGAAAUCAUAUUGAAUUUUACCUUCUCUA